UAUAACAUAGUUUGUGAAUAGCUCAUCUGAAGGGCCCUUGGACAUGUGCAUCUUGGCAGACAUAUGCAACCACACCUGGAUCCCGGAAUGCGCGCUGGAAAGGGACGAGGACUAUUACAGGCUCUUCAUAGACGAGUGUGACAUGUUCGAGUAUAACUGUGACAACCAACUGCACUUCGAAGUAAGAAACUAUUCGGAGUGCUUCUCUCAAGGUCCUUGUCCACCAGCGAAAUGUCCUCCCACUAAGCAAUGUCCAAGUCACCGUCGAUUUCAUGGAAAGGACGAUGGUUUCCUGUUUUAUAGGAAGUCUUUGAAUCCUCCAACAAGGGCCACUCCACCACCAGACCUUCCGAAACACAUGCUCCACGGCAAGAGAAGAUAUACUCCAAAUAAAUACAAAAAGAAAUUACGAAUAGAAGAUUAUCCGCCAAACCUUUUGCUAAUGUUAAAAAGACAAUUGGAGAAUGAUGCAAAAAAAGCUAAAAAGCAAGAAAUGCAGAAAUAUAAUAGAAAAAGUCCCAUGCGAGCGUUGAAAACCAAUACUAAGGCUACAACCAAGACUGCAUCAAGGACUCCGAAUAAGCCUAAAACGCGACCUACUACUCGUGUGGUCACUGGAUUAACCACUAGUUUGUGGAUAACUAAGAUUAUAAAGACGAGUAUUUUUAUAAAAAAUGGUGUGAGAGUCAUAAAGAUAUUCAAAAGUAUCAAUAGACAUGUCAAAUCUACGAAACCGAUGAACACUGAAGAUUCUGAUUACUUACAAUGAAAACAUGAAAGCAGCUUUUUCAACUAAAGAAAUUACUUUGUUAUUAUAAAUUUAUUUAUUUAUUUAUUUAUGUACAACAAGAAAAAUUAGCAAAAAAAAAAACUUAAAAUAAAGAGAAAUUCAGUACAAGGGCACUACUUAUUUCUAGAGAAAUUUCUUCCAGCAGGCCCACGACAGGAAAGUGUAAAGAAAGGCAUUGGCUUGUGUACAUACCUAAUAUUUAAUAUAUAAACUUACAUAAACUUACUGAU
Amyelois transitella is the source of this 1020-nucleotide messenger RNA. RefSeq lists its product as uncharacterized. The record is from RefSeq and is a predicted model, not a curated record. The transcript has 3 exons. Lineage: Eukaryota; Metazoa; Arthropoda; Insecta; Lepidoptera; Pyralidae. The coding region runs from base 44 to 769 and encodes 241 amino acids.